UCAGAGGGAUGCGGCAGGUUUUAUUUUGGGUAUCGGCGACCUCCCUCUCGGGGCGCCAGGCCCGGGGUUCAGCAGGACGGCGUCGAGCGGGUGCUGCUGGACCGGCUGCCGGCUGCCCGGGGCCUGCGACAGGGAGCAGCCAUGCUCAUCUCGGCCGCCUCCGUGGCCCCUGGGACGGCUGGGCCGUGUCGCCCGGGGCACCCCGGACCUCCACCACCUCUGUUGCCCAAGCCGGGAAAAGACAACCUGCGCCUGCAGAAGCUGCUGAGGAAGGCUGCCCGGAAGAGGAUGGGCGGGGGUGGGCCCACCGCCCAACCCGGGGCUUUCCGCACCUCCCUGUCCCCUGUGAGCGAGGCCAGCCACGACCAGGAGGCCCCGAGCCCACGUCCCACAGAGGCCCCGCGUCCAGCAGAGGCCCCGCAUCCGGCUGAAGCCCUGCGUCCCACAGAGGCCCCGCGUCCAGCAGAGGCCCCGCGUCCAGCAGAGGCCCUGCGUCCCAUGGAGGCCCCGCGUCCGGCUGAAGCCCUGCGUCCCACCGAGGCCCUGCGUCCAGCAGAGGCCCCACGUCCCAUAGAGGCCCCGCGUCCGGCUGAGGCCCUGCAGGCUGUGGCUGCCACGCCCCGUUGCCCCCCAACACCUGUCAUCCACCACGUGGCCUCCCCCACACAGAGGUCCACGUUCUCCUUCAGCCUCGCCCAGCGCAGGAGCCUGGCUUCCCACUUCAGGGCCACGGGCCCCCAGCUCGCAGCCCCAGCCCCGGAGCUCGCCUGGUGCCCCAGCGGCUUCGCCCAGGUCUCGGCCCCUGCAGCGAGGGGCCGCCACGUCAGCCAAGUGCACGUCCGGCUGGCGCCAUCGCCACAGGCCGGGACCCCCGAGCCCCCCCCGGCAGCCCCCCAGGAUCAGUACACGGCCCCCCGCCCUCCUGGGGCUCAGCCCCUGAUCCCUGUGGCCCACAUCCGCCCACUGCCCACUGGGACGCAGGCGGCCAGCCCCCGGCCUGCGGCAUCCCCAGUGCCCAGGCCUCCCCCUGGCCUGCAGGCCUCGGUGCCCAGGGAGGCUGGCACCCGGGUGGUGGUGCCCGUCGCCCCCACCUACCGCUCGCCGGGGCCCUCGCCUUUCAGGCCAGCCUCUGGGACCCCCGAAGCUGGGCGCCUGGAGGAGCCCCCCGCGGCUGGCCCUGCUGAGGCCGAGAGAGCCUCCAGCCCCUGCGGCGCCUCACCUCCGACCCCGUCGGCAGGCCCCCAGCCCUGCCUGGCCCCCAGAGCCGCAGCCAGGCCCCAGCUCAGCGGCUGGACGCGCCUGAAGCAGCAGCUGCUGGAGGAGUCGGAGGAGCCCCAGUUCCCAGAGCCGGAGCCCAGCCCGGGGCAGGUGGGCCAGGGCGGGAGCGCCCUCGCCAGCCCAGCGCCCCGGCCCCCCGCCUCCCGGGCCUCCAAGAUGUGGGAUGCGGUGCUCUACCGCAUGUCGGUGGCCGCGUCCCGCGGCGGCCAGGCGGGGCCCGGAGCCGGGGCACCCACCCUGGCCGGCCUCAGUCGCCUGCCUUUCCUUUAUCGGCCUCGCUUCAACGCCCGCAAGCUGCAGGAGGUGGCCGCCCGACCCCCUCCCGUGACCUCCCCGGUCCUGGUCCUGAACCCCCAGCCCAAGAACUUCAACCGGACGGCAGCCGGCUGGGGGCUCCACUGA
Molecule: messenger RNA, 1680 nt
Organism: Cervus elaphus (red deer)
Lineage: Eukaryota; Metazoa; Chordata; Mammalia; Artiodactyla; Cervidae
Product: proline-rich protein 33-like
Exons: 2
Coding region: 142-1680 (512 amino acids)
Source: RefSeq, a predicted model, not a curated record